GGAGCGUGGAGUACUCUCUCAGACAAAUACUCUAGACCCUCGUCUUAGAUUACUAGACUAUUAUCUGUAGAGUUAUCGAACUAGGAUAUAACCUAGAUGUCUGAAUGCGCAAAGAUUACUGCCUAACUGUAUCCAUCUCAGGACGGUCAGCGAGAACGCUCGCACCGGCCGCAACAAACUGACGAUCACGAUACUAAAAAACCUAGUUCCGUUCCACACAAGCAAACCAAUAAGGCACACAUCAGUUAAUAUCCUCAUGUGCACACGGCUGAAUGCACCAGCUACUGCACGCUCUAAAAGAUUCAUAGAUAAGUGCAGUUUCCCGGUGAAUAUAGAUAAAUGGUGGUGCUCGUAUAUUUUCUUCGCAUAUCGUUUGUCGUUGGCGACUGGAUUGGACAUUAGUAGUCGGACUGAAGCGGUUACAACGUCGCAAUGCUGUGCCGCGGGUUCGUCCUCUGCCUCGCCGUAGCAGCCGUCACCGCUGACACCCUCACCAGCUUCAAGAUCCUAGAUAAAAUAAGUGGACAGUGCGGGAAAUACCCUUCAAAGGAUAUCCUCACUUGUUUUAAGUUCCAAGCUGCUAAGUUCGUAGAUCGAGCGGCCAGAUUGGAGUCUCUACCGAUUGCUGAUGGCGUCACCUUAGUACGGAGACCGGAAGCGGAAAGAGCGUUUCCCUCUUCAUCGCCGGAAGGAGAUUUAAAUUCUUUAUCAUCUGACCAAGUGGACAAGUAUUUACAGGAUGCGACCUCGAAGUUGAUGCAGACGCAUCGGGUGGUCAUUGCCCCUCAGACCUUUGGGGAAGACGUUGGUAGAUCUAUCAAUGAAGCUAGAGGCAAGCUGAAGAAGAUGAUGGGGCCAAUUAUCGCUGGUCUUGCGAUCAAGGGAGGCUUCGUAGCGAUUGCUUUUCAAGCAAUAGCUCUUAUUGCUGGAAAGGCGCUGCUCAUAGGAAAAAUUGCUCUGCUGCUGUCAGCCAUUAUCGGCUUGAAGAAGCUAGUCGCCGGAGGAGACACCCACGAGAAGACGACGUAUGAGAUCGUUAAGCAUCCGCAGGUAUCUCAAAGUCAUACGUACUCUUCUUCCCAUUACGGCGGUGAUUUCGACAGCACCGGUCCAGGAGGACACUAUAGGAGGAGCGUGGAAGAUGAGGCAGCAGCCCAAGAUAGAGCGUAUAGGGCCUAUGCCACGAAGCAGUAGUGGUCAAAGCACUGAUAUUCGAUCAUAGCUCAGGACUACAGAAUCGGCUCGACUGAUAACAGUAAGCGAUCACCAAAUACAUAUUUUGGCAUUACUCGACAAUUACUUAAGUAUUUUUCGAUUUAUUUAUAGACGUUAUUAGUUUAAAAUUAUAAAAUUUCUGAAGUUUAUUAUUUAUAAAAUCUUUUGGUUAUUUUGUAAAUAAGAUGUUUAUGAAAAUAGGGUUGCGUUUGAUUAUUUAUUCGUGUGCACCGUAAAUAACAUUAUUUAUAACUCUGUGUUUAUUUAUAUAAUAUAUUUAGGCUAGUCGACGGGUUCUGUGUGCGAUUUCUUAAAUAUACAGUCCGUAUGUUCGAUUUAAUGUAUGAAUAGAAUAUAAGUUUAGUUUAAGUAAUGUAGAUGUUUUUUUUCCGAUGCUGUCCUCGUUUUUGAAUACUUUUGAAGUACCUUUUGUUUAAGAUUUAUUUUUAGUGCGUAAUUAAUUAUGAUUUAUAAGUACAUACUAUUUAGACUCAUGUAACCUAAAUAUUAUUUAAGUAAGCGAUAACGAUGAUGAUGUUGUAAUAGAUGAUGACAUAAAAUUGAUCAAGUUUAUCUAAAAAAAAAAAAAACUCCAAAAUAUUGAUUAAAUUCGUAAUGACUGAA
Molecule: messenger RNA, 1839 nt
Organism: Bombyx mori (domestic silkworm)
Lineage: Eukaryota; Metazoa; Arthropoda; Insecta; Lepidoptera; Bombycidae
Gene: Osi11
Exons: 1
Coding region: 433-1194 (253 amino acids)
Cellular component (GO): membrane
Source: RefSeq, a predicted model, not a curated record